GUGCCGGAGAAGAUGCCCUCUUGGGCCCUCUUCAUGGUCACCUCCUGCCUCCUCCUGGCUCCCCAAAGCCUGGCACAAGUUACCAGCCAAGAUGUCUCCUUGCCGGCCUUGGACUCUGAGACCCUCAACUGCUUCUCCCGAACCUUUGAGGACCUGACUUGCUUCUGGGAGGAGAAACAGGCAGCGCCCAGUGGAACAUACCAGCUGCUGUAUGCCUACAGAGGGGAGAAGCCCCGUGCCUGUCCCCUGAGUCCUCAGACGGUGACCUCCUUUGGAAUCCGGUAUGUGUGCCAGUUUCCAGCCCAGGAUGAAGUUCGCCUCUUCAUGCCACUCCACCUCUGGGUUAAAAACGUGUUCCUGAACCAGAACGUGACCCAGCGUGUGCUGUCUGUGGAGCGUGUUGGCCUGCCAGCUCCCCCCAGCAUCAUCUUGGCCAUGGGAGGGAGACAGCCUGGGGAAUUGCAGGUCAGCUGGGAAGCUGCGGCCCCAGCGAUCCACGAAUUCCUGAGGCACGAGCUCCGCUAUGGGCCCAUGGAUCCCAGGAACUCCAGCGGUCCCACAGUCAUGAAACUGCUUACCAAAGAAACCUGCUGCCCCACGCUGCAGAGGCAGCACCCAGUCUCCGGUCUGCACCAGCCUCUGUGUGAUCCUCACGCAGUGCCCCAACAGGACAGACCAACACACGCCUCCACAGGUGGACAGACCCCAUCUGUGACAGCAACGAGUGGAAGCUGUCUCAUCUCGGGGCUCCAACCUGGCAAGUCCUAUUGGCUCCAGCUGCGUAGCCAACCUGAUGGGGUCUCCCUUCAUGGCUCCUGGGGAUCCUGGUCCUUCCCGGUGACAGUGGAUCUGCCUGGGGAUGCAGUGGAAAUUGGACUGCAAUGCUUUACCUUGGACCUGAAGAAUGUUACCUGUCAGUGGCAGCAACAGGACCUUUCUAGCUCCCAAGGCUUCUUCUACCACAGCCGGGCACAGUGCUGCCCCAGAAACAGGGACCCACGGUGGGAGAAGUGUGAAGAGGAGACAACAACCCCAGGACCACAGCUUCCCCAGCUCUCUCGCUGCCACUUCAGGUCACAAAAUGACAGUGUGAUUCACAUCCGUGUGGAGGUGACAACAGCCCAGGGUGCUGUUCACAGCUACCUGGGCUCCCCUUUCUGGAUGCACCAGGCUGUGCUCAUUCCCACACCAAGCCUGCACUGGAAGGAGGUCUCCAGUGGGCACCUGGAGCUGGAGUGGCAGCAUGCAUCGCCCUGGGCGGCCCGAGAGACCUGCUAUCAGCUCCGUUACACAGCAGAAGGCCUCCGGGACUGGAAGGUGCUGGAGCCGCCUCUUGGGGCCGGGCGAGGGACCCUGGAGCUGCGCCCGCGCUCUCGCUACCGCUUACAGCUGCGAGCCAGGCUCAACGGGCCCACCUACCAGGGCCCUUGGAGCUCCUGGUCCGAACCAGCCCGGGUGGAAACAGCCUCCGAGACCGCCUGGAUCUCCAUGGUGACCGCUCUGCUCUUGGUGCUGGGCCUUAGCGCCCUCCUGGGCCUGCUGCUGCUGAGGUGGCAGUUUCCUGCGCACUACAGGAGACUGAGGCAUGCCCUGUGGCCCUCACUUCCAGACCUACACCGGGUCCUAGGCCAGUACCUUAGGGACACUGCAGCUCUGAGUCCGCCGAAGGCGACAGUCUCAGAGGGCUAUGAAGAAGUGGAACCCAGCCUCCUCGAAAUCCUUCCGAAGUCUUCCGAGCAGACCCCCUCACCCCUGUGCUCCUCCCAGGUCCAGCUGGAUUACCGAGGACUGCAGCCCUCCUGUUUAGGAAGCCCGACCCUGGCUGUGUGCCCACCAGUGCCUGAGCCCCCAGGGACCUGCUGUACUACCCACAUUGCCAACCACUCCUACUUGCCACUAAGCUGCUGGCAGCAGCCCUGAGGGCAGGACACUUACUCCCAGUACCCUGGACAGAUCCCAACCCUCUAGACCUAUCUGUGAACCUCCUCCAAAAUACCACGCACCCCCACCCCCAACAGACACCGGGGCAUCCCCUCCGUGCCCUCUGCGGGCCUUCCUGGCACUGCGCUGCCCAUACUGCUGCUGACAGGACCUUUCCCCCACAGGCAAUCCAACACUUGGGCUCUUCUCC
Molecule: messenger RNA, 2131 nt
Organism: Ochotona curzoniae (black-lipped pika)
Lineage: Eukaryota; Metazoa; Chordata; Mammalia; Lagomorpha; Ochotonidae
Gene: MPL
Product: MPL proto-oncogene, thrombopoietin receptor
Exons: 12
Coding region: 13-1920 (635 amino acids)
Biological process (GO): hemopoiesis; cytokine-mediated signaling pathway; positive regulation of cell population proliferation
Cellular component (GO): membrane; external side of plasma membrane
Molecular function (GO): cytokine receptor activity; protein binding
Source: RefSeq, a predicted model, not a curated record